Labeo rohita (rohu) is the source of this 1781-nucleotide messenger RNA. RefSeq names its product immunoglobulin superfamily, member 5b (gene igsf5b). The record is from RefSeq and is a predicted model, not a curated record. Gene Ontology annotation, biological process: cell-cell adhesion. Lineage: Eukaryota; Metazoa; Chordata; Actinopteri; Cypriniformes; Cyprinidae.
AAAAUAUUCACUGUAGCCUGUGAGUCAUGGUGGAUAUUUGCAGUGGCCAGUUCAAGGCUAAAAAGACUGUUUUUGUUUCAGUAAUAUUUAACUGGCUGGUUUUGGCCACAUCCCACGGUGCCUUAGAAACUGCUACUAUAUUGACGGUGGGAAACAAUUUCUGUUCAACCUCUCUGUAAUACUGUAUAACCCAUCCUGGAAUACUCAAGCACAAUGGCCUGACUGUUUCUCUGGCAAAAUGUAUGGCCACAUCCUCCAGCUGUGUCUAAUCCAAGCUGUAGCCUCUUUUAUCCAUCUAGAACCCAAGAACGCUACUGUGUUACGAGGCAGUGAGGUCCACUUUAAUUGUAGCACUGAUGAACACUGGGAUGUCAUGUCGUGGCUGUUGGGUGGAAGGACAAUCCUCACCAUUUCGGGAGAACAUGGUCCUCUAGGCAGGGAUGAGAGUAUAUCCACAAUCAAUCACUCCAUCUCAUCUCUCUCGGUGUGGGAGUUAGUUCUGAUGAAUGCUUCCUUCAGCCCCACUGCACAGGAAGUCGUAUGUGAACUGCUGCCAACAAGACUCGGCAGAUCAUCAUCAUCCUUAUUUGUACAAGAAAAAGGAAAUCUCAGGAUUUUGGAGAGUGAUCUGUCAGUUCAAGAAGGGAUGCUUGUCACUUUCCAUUGCCAAGCGAGUGGCUGGUAUCCAGAGCCUGCAGUGUCCUGGAUGGUCAACGGCUCCACUGUGGACAGAGGCGACUACAACACCAGCUCUCUUCAGGAUCUUAACGACCUUUUCAACUCCACCAGUGUGCUUUCAAUGAAAGCAGAAAUGAGCACUACAGUGGAGUGUUGGGCAUCUGUGUCUGCCGCUCUAGCCCACCAAAGCAGCAGUGUCAAGCUAACUGUAGUGGCACCGAAAACUCCACAGGACUACACAGUUGUGAUCGCUGUAACAGUGUCGGUGUGUACGAUCAUUCUGCUGGCAAUGCUCAUCCUGAUCUUGUACUAUAGAAAAAAACUGACAAAAUCGAGCUCUAAAAACAAAGUCAGCUCCUCUUUGUGGACUGUCAAUUUAAGCAGUAGGAGGAUGUCUGUUGCUGAUGAAACCAGAGGAAAAGUUAACCUAGGAUACCACAUCGAAGACGUAACAAGUUUAGGACACCAUGACCUUAGGAACAGAGCUGACAGCACGAUAAACAUCAUCAGCCCUCCACGGGUUCCUGAUAUUGUCAUUUUCAGCUCUCAAAAACAGAAAGAGGAUGAUUUUUCUAGUCUCUGCAAGGGAGCAAAGACAGUCCGUCGGGUCACUACUGUUUGACCUCAGGGUUAACCCCACAUCAACAACCCAUUGCAAGAAUGGACCAGCUUUCUAUUCAGAGAGAAGCCACAUAUUCAAUCUGACCUUAUUGUUACUCCAAAAAGGUCAUAUAUGCUGAAGAUGCAGUGACUUGCAUACCAAGAGGACAGAGACUUUUUUUUUCACUUUAAAAAUGUUCUAUAAUCAUUUUGCAUUCUUUUGUACCCACCUUAUUCAAGUGGAAAUAUUUUUAAGUUAUUUUUGUUGAUCAAUAUUUUACACAAUCUCUGUAUUCGUAUCUAUAUCGGAAUAGAGGGCAGCAGUGAUGACGUAUUUUUGUAGGCCAACCUGGAAGAUAGCAUCAGCCUGGUUCUGUCAGAUAUCUCCAUUGGCUUAUGGAUUAUUGCAGAAGACAAACUCUGUGACCAACAAAAGCUCAUGAUUUUCUCAUCAUAAUAAUCUUAACGAAAUGAAGUUUAUUUAAUAAAGUUUGGGAAAAGCA